This is a messenger RNA of Triplophysa rosa, 1514 nucleotides long. It is a transcript of the gene trappc13, whose product is annotated as trafficking protein particle complex subunit 13. NCBI's taxonomy places the organism in Eukaryota, Metazoa, Chordata, Actinopteri, Cypriniformes, Nemacheilidae. The transcript is spliced from 13 exons. The record is from RefSeq and is a predicted model, not a curated record. Gene Ontology annotation, cellular component: TRAPPIII protein complex. The coding region runs from base 76 to 1329 and encodes 417 amino acids.
GCGGUUUGUCCCUCUUUACUCGCCGUGAUCAGCUGCUGUGUGCGGGUGAAAGGUCACACCGCUACAGCAGACAAGAUGGAUGUCAACCAAGCAAAACAAGAGCAUCUUCUCGCUUUAAAAGUGAUGAGACUGACCAAACCGACACUUUUCACAAACAUGCCAGUGACAUGUGAGGACAGAGAUCUUCCAGGUGAUUCGUUUAUACGACUCAUGAAAGAUGAUCCGUCUACCGUGAAGGGGGCAGAAACACUAAUCCUGGGGGAAAUGCUGACCCUGCCACAGAAUUUUGGAAAUAUUUUCCUCGGCGAGACCUUCUCCAGUUACAUCAGUGUGCACAAUGACAGCACUCAAAUGGUCAAAGAUAUCCUAGUAAAGGCCGACCUGCAGACGAGCUCCCAGAGGUUAAAUUUAUCUGCGUCGAACUCGGCCGUAUCUGAACUCAAACCAGAGUGCUGUAUUGAUGAUGUCAUCCAUCAUGAGGUCAAGGAGAUUGGGACACACAUCUUGGUCUGCGCAGUGAGCUACACCACUCAGUCUGGAGAGAAGCUUUACUUUAGGAAGUUCUUCAAAUUUCAGGUUCUCAAGCCUCUAGAUGUAAAAACCAAAUUCUACAAUGCCGAGAGUGACCUCAGUUCUGUGACAGAUGAGGUGUUCCUGGAAGCACAGAUCCAGAACAUCACCACAUCCCCAAUGUUCAUGGAAAAGGUGUCUCUGGAACCUUCUAUGAUGUAUAACGUUACUGAACUCAACACUGUGGCUGCUGAAGAACUGAGCGAGUCGACGUUUGGGACGAUGUCCUAUCUUCAGCCCUCGGACACGCGGCAGUAUUUAUACUGCCUGAAGCCCAAGCCAGAGUUUGCAGAGAAGGCCGGGGUUAUAAAGGGGGUGACGGUCAUUGGCAAACUAGACAUUGUGUGGAAAACCAACCUUGGAGAGAGAGGCAGACUACAGACCAGCCAACUACAGAGGAUGGCUCCUGGUUACGGUGACGUCAGGCUUUCUCUUGAACUCAUCCCAGACACUGUCAAUCUUGAAGAACCUUUUGACAUCACCUGUAAAAUCACCAACUGCAGUGAGAGGACCAUGGAUCUGCUGCUGGAGAUGUGUAACACUCGGUCCAUCCACUGGUGUGGGGUGUCGGGCAGACAGUUGGGUAAACUCAGCCCCAGCGCUUCUCUAUCUAUUCCACUCAAGGUCCUGUCAUCUGUUCAGGGCUUACAGAGUAUAUCAGGACUGAGAUUAACAGAUACUUUUCUGAAAAGGACGUACGAAUAUGAUGACAUCGCACAGGUCUGCGUGGUCUUUCCUUACACUAGUCCAGAGAGUUGAACCCCCCUUUGUGGAUUUUUGCACUGUGUAUCUCAAUGGACCAAUUUCAUGUUUGUGUGUAAUACCUGUCACCUUGUGCUCUUUUUCUUUGCUCUUUAAUGUGGUCGUUUUAAAAUGUCAUUUUAAGCCCUUAAUCAUGAUUUUAAGUGUUUGUCAAUGUGAAUAAAACCGUUUCAAAACAGGAA